Messenger RNA from Diversispora eburnea, 5379 nucleotides. The record is from the annotation of a GenBank genome assembly. Lineage: Eukaryota; Fungi; Glomeromycota; Glomeromycetes; Diversisporales; Diversisporaceae.
AUGUUUUCAGAAAAUCUUCCUUAUUCUUCUGAUUUGAAAGGAGAAUCUGAAAAUCAAUUGAACGAAAUUAUAGAAGCUUUAUGCUCAGCAGCCAAGGCAAAAGAUUGGGGUCCUGGCUGUAGUCAUUGGGUGAAACAACUUAAUAGUUAUCUUGAUCUCCAGUAUCAUUUAUCACGUCAGAUCCGCGCUCAACUAUCUAAAAUUCUUUUCGAACUUGUUAUCACUCCCGGAAUCGAUGCUUCUCACGCGGAAGUGUUUGCCAAUGCCUGUGUGCGUUUACUCAAAAAAAAGACUAAAAUUGGACCUGAAGAUUUAACUUUACCUUGGGAACCAUUGUUUGAUAUUAUUCAUCGAACCUUUUUUCCUAAAAGUCGUCAAAAAACUUUAGUCAGUGAAUCCAAGCAAAUAGGGUCCGUUGUUCGAUUAGUUGAACAUGCUCAAAGAUUUUUUUCACCUGAAGCAACAAAAGAUAUUCUUGCACGAGUUCUUCCUCUCUUCAAUGCUAAUUCCAUUGGUGAUGCAUUUACCGUACAAGCCUAUCUUGUUCGAUUCCUUCCUACCGCUCCAUCCGCAUCUCCUGAAUGUUCUCCCUCAGCUUGGUUACCUACAAUAUUUUCAUUCUGGUAUAUUAUACCAGGAUCCAUGAUUUAUCAAACAGAAUUUAUGGAUCUUGUAGCACGUGUCGCUGAGGAUAAUGUUGGGGUAGAAAGUAAUAUUUCUGAUCUUAUAGGAAUUUUUACUAUCGCUCAAGUCAAAACGGUGUUUGCAACUGGAGCAAAAAUGAUGGAUCUGCCUGUAGGUAGUUCUACUAAUGGUGGUAGUAAUUCUGGAAGAGGCGGUUCCGCGUCGAGUUGGGCUUCAAGAAUUGAUCAGAGGGCUGGUAGCGCUAUGUUAUUAAGGAAGAAGGUUUAUUCAACUUUUCCUCCUUCUGGUAAUCAAAAAGAGGAAUCAGUUCUCACAUAUUUGGGGGAUAUGAUUCAAGCUACAGAAUCUUUCUAUCAUCCAAGUAAUUUUGGAAGAUGGACAUUUUCCAUUGUAAGAUUUUUACAGUUUCUUGGUUGGGAAUUUUUAAAGCGUUGGACAGACGAACAUAAACCUGAAUGUAAAACUCCCAUGUCACGAAGAUUAACGCCAGAACUUAGGCGUCAAUUUGUCCUUAUCUUGAGAGGGGUUACAUUCUUGUCUAUGUUUGGCAAAGAUCCAUUAUCAGUUGGAUCAAGUCAAGCUGCUUUAAAAUAUUUGUCUUGGUUAGAACCUUCUUUAAUAUUUCCUGGAUUAUUAGAACGUGUUUAUCCCUCAUUGGUUACUUUGACUGAGACCCAUAGGACAACUUCCUCGAUUUCAGCACUUUCAUUGCUGGCUAUUCCGCUCUUUUCUCGUUCCCAUUACCCAUCUGGUGGCAAACAUCUUGCUCCUCUACUUCACUUAACAAUCCCUGGUAUUGAUAUGAAUGACCCAAUUAAAACGAUUUCGUCAUUAAUCUUCUUGACCCAUUCCAUUAUGGGCGUUCCUUUGAUCGAUUUAACAGAAGGUAAUGCAAAUUUGUCCGAAUUUCAAUGGUCUGGUAUGGAUAUUGAUGAAAGGGAAGAAGAUAAUAUGGAAAUAGACGAAGAAGAAGAAUCAGCUAGGUGUAAAGCAAGUACAGCUGAAUUUGAAGAAUGGCUUGCAAAAUUUUUAAGAAGAGUUUUCACUAUUUUUGAAUACCUUCCUUCAAAUGAUCGUGGAAAAAUGAAUCUAUAUAAUAUGGAAACUGGUUUAGUAACUGUGUUGUUGCACGCCUGUGAAAUUGUGGGUUACCAAAUGUCCGAACAUCUUCAAGAUAUGACACUGAAAAUGGUUAUCACUUUUGCUUCUACAACUAUACUUCAAAAUGCUACAAAACCUAUGGGGUACUUAUGUUCUACCCUUACAAGUCCAAAUAGACAAAAAGCUCUUGCUCAAUUUAUUCCACUUUGCCGUUCAAAUAUUAUAACUGAAUUACAACAUGGGGCUUCAUCUACACCAACAACUUCAUCCACACACCAUAUACAAUCUGAUACCACCCUUCAUUGGUAUCAAUGUAUCUUAUAUCAUGUUUCCAUGUCAAGUGGUGUUGCUUUACUUAAUCAUAAAAAUGAUCUUUUGGAUCUUGCUAAAAUGAUGGUACAGAAAUGUCGUUCGAGAAAAGGAUACAUGUGGACUGGAAAAUUUUUGAGAAUGAUGUUGGUUUCAUUAACUCAAAUAUAUCCUUUGGAAUGUCGCAGUGUUAACCCACAACGUUGGAAUUCUGAAGAUUAUCAAAAAAAUCAUCACAAAUAUUGGGCUGAACCCGGUGAUCCGGAAAAUAUCAACGUUGAUUGGCACAUUCCGUCCGGAUCAGAAUUGGACUUUGCAAUGGAAUUAUUGGAUAAUUUCUUACGCCCAACUAUUGAAAGGAUUCAAAAUUUAAUGGAUAAUGGAACAGAUGAAGAUGGGAAAGUGUUGAGUAAUCGGGAAAUGACUCAUGAAUUUUGUCGUCGUUUAAGUAUUAUUCGGAAUUGUCUAAGUGGAAUGACCACAUUGGUCGAAGAUGAUGGUGACGUUGAAAUCUCGGAUUACAAAGAUGAUGAGACUGAAGCCGUUCAUCCAACAAAAAGUAUACCCUCGGGUUAUUGCUUUACCGAUCCGAAUGAUCCACGCAGGAAGAUUGUUAGACAAAUGAGAAAAGAUUUGGGAGAAUUUUUGCAUAAAUUGGUUUUAUAUUUCCGAAACUCACGGGAGGAUGAUGUGGAUAGUUUAAAAAUUCUUCUCAAAAUGAUAAAGAUUUAUCUUACAGAUCGAGGUGUUGAAAAAUCCAAAUAUGACGCGAGCAAACGAGGUUAUCAAUAUGCUAAAGGGAUGCUCAAGACAGCUCAUCACGAUAAAAAGUAUCCUCGCUAUUUGUUAGUCAAACGAGCUUAUCAACAUCAUUUAUGUCGUCUAAAACAAAAUGCUUUCGGUAGACGAAGAACAAAAUUGCACGAUAAUUUGCUUUUAGAUUUGGUUGAAUUAUCAUUAAGUUCUUACUCGGAAAUUAGAAAAAUAGCACAAUCUUAUCUCACUAAUGCAUCACGUUGCUUCCUUGGUGCAAAGCCUCUCAUUAUCCCUAUCUUAUUGAAGGCUUUAAAACCUAGUGGAACUCCAAAUUCAGAAAGAAUGAAAGGUGCCCUCUAUUUAUUAGGAUCACGUACUUAUAUGUAUACAUGUUUAAGAGAUUGGCGAUUUGUGCCUUCUUUUAUUACUAGCAUAUGCCAAGCUCAACAUGAUGAUAAGAUUUCUGUACAAGAAAUGAUUCGUAAAGUUUUUUAUGACUAUCUCAUGAAUUAUAAUAAUACGGCAUUUAAAACAAUACUUACUGAUGGGUUGGAUAAUGCAAUAUGUCAAAUAUUGGAAGCACACUCUUUGUCUUUAAAUGAAGAAAAGUUUGAAAACAUUAGACUUAAAACUGAAGAAAGAAUGCGAUUACAGAAAAUUAAAUAUUUUGAAUUGGCUGAACCAACAUCGGAUUUAGCUGAAUUUGCUGUUAAUGGGUUAAUUUCUGAACUUCCGGGUUUGAGACGUAUUGCAGUAUCAACAACUACAAGAAUUUUGUUCCAUAUGAAACAAAGAACAUUCAGCUCAGGAGGAGAUGUUGAUUUAAUAACAAUGAGUAAAAUGGUUAAUCCUUUGAAAAAAACAAUUGAUGUCCCAAAGCCCUUGCCUGAGGAUUAUACAGAUAAAUAUUUAGUUUCAAGUCUAACUCCACUUAAUGAGAGUAAUGCAGAAAACACAUUUCUUCAGGACAAGACCAAUAUGGGUUGGUAUGUCUGGUCUGAUACAAUAACUGUAUACUCUCCGCGUACUUCGACAAGUUUAAUGCCCAAUAUUGAUCCUUCAUGUCAAAACGCUUUCAACAAAUUUCUUGAAAGUUUUAAUUCAUCAGCGUUUUGGUCUGCCUUAUUAUCUUAUUUAUCACAAGAAUCUUCGCGUGAUAGGGACGAUAAUUUCUCUAUGAUUAAUGCACACCUUUUUAAAAGUAUUUUUCAAACUUAUGAAGAUGUAUUUUUAGAGAUUGUAAAACCAGAAAUAGUGAAGUUAUGUGAAUCAGCUGAAAAGAAUCAACAACGUGCUGCAUCCGAAAUUUUGGCUGGUCUUAUAAGAGGAAGCAAGCAUUGGAGUUUAAAAAGAUUACAAUCCUUGUGGGAUUGGUUAAUAUCCGUAAUAAGGCCUACUUUCAAUUCUAUCACACCAGAUUCUCUCGUUUAUUGGGAAAGAUUCUUGGGAUAUUGUUUCCGGAAUCGUGACCCUCGGCGUGUUCUUCCUCUUAUUGAUCUUAUUUAUAAUACACCUCUAGACCCUGCUUCUCAUGCUUCGUUUGCAGAAGCCAAGAAACUAUUUUUUAUUAAUACAUUCAUUAGUUCUUUCUCAUGGCGAAUCAUACCAAAAUCUCAAUCAUUGAUUGAUCUUUAUUUUAGAAAUAUUCGUCACCCUUAUAAGCAAGAAAUAAUAAUACGAGGAUUAGUAAAAUCAUUAGAAGAAUGGAGAGCAGAGAAAAAGCCAACUUCGGCUGGAUCCUCUGAAUAUGUGAACGCUAGUAAAACAGUGCUUGCAUGGCUUUAUGAUGCUCUUACUGUAUGGCAAGCAUCUGGCACCUAUCCUUUAAUUAUUCCCAUAUUACCUUCGGUAUUUUCGAUGCAAGAUGUCAAUGAUGAUCAAGACUUGCAAGCAGCUGCAACGCACAUAUUAAAUAUAAUCGCAUCCUUUCCCUACCCUCCGGAUAUGGUGGAUUCAAUGAUUGAAAAAUUUAUUGAAAUUUUAACUGAGACCCCAAGUUGGCAUGUAAGGGUAAAAGCUCUUCCAGUAUUACAAGUUUUCUUCUUUAAACAUUUGUUUAUGCUAAGCGAAGAAAAGAUGAUCAAAGUAAUGGAUGUAGUUUCCGGGAAAUUAAAAGAUAGUCAAAUCGAGGUUCGUCAAUUAGCGGCAGUGACAUUAUCUGGUUUAAUACGAUGUUCACAAAGAGAUGCAAUAGCUUCUUUAAAGAAUCAAUUUACUCGAUUACUGGAUACUAAGAUUCCACCAAGAAAGCGUACGGGUCAGGCUCCUCGUGCAACACUACCUCCAGGAUUUCAGGAGGCAGUACUUGCUCGUCAUGCGGGAGUUUUGGGUUUAUCGUGCUUGAUUGAUGCUUUCCCGUAUGAAGUUCCUAAAUGGAUGCCUGAAGUUUUGGUGAAAUUGGCAAAUUAUAUCUCAGAUCCGGUUCCAAUACAGACUACUGUGAAAAAAACAUUUGCAGACUUUAGGAGAACACAUCAGGAUUCAUGGCACGAAGAUAUGAAACAAUUUACGGAAGAUCAAUUAUUAAUGCUUUCUGAUAUGUUGAUUUCUCCAUCAUAUUAUGUUUAG